Molecule: messenger RNA, 3176 nt
Organism: Drosophila innubila
Lineage: Eukaryota; Metazoa; Arthropoda; Insecta; Diptera; Drosophilidae
Gene: dsb
Product: lysosome membrane protein 2
Exons: 8
Coding region: 252-2132 (626 amino acids)
Cellular component (GO): cytoplasm; membrane
Molecular function (GO): scavenger receptor activity
Source: RefSeq, a predicted model, not a curated record
AUAGUAAUAAAUAAAGAAUACAAUAAAUCGUUCACACCUUCGAUAAUGUGAUCUUGUGUGUGUGGGUGUGUGUUUUAAAAGCUUUUAAAGGAUAAGCCAAUUCUUAUUAAAUCAAGAAAUGUGGAUAGAUUGAAAACUCAAAAGGCAAUUCAAAAAAAAAGCUUUGCUCAACCAAAAAGUAUUUCCAGUUCCAUAAUCAACGAACUUAUUUGGAUUAGCGGCUUUGCAAGAGAUAUAUUUAAACUUGAAGUAUGGGCUUAGAAAAACAUUAUUUGAGAUAUGGACGCACGGCUAGAGAUCACAUACUUGACUGGGUCAGCUGUGGGCGUGGUCGUCGACACCAGCGAGAACAACAACAACAACAGCAGCAGCAAGAACAGCAACAACACCAGCAGCAACAACCACAACAAUCACAGGUGCCAACUCGCAGCGGGCGUCGGUCACGCCCCCAUGAAACUUACAGAGGGACGCCUCUUUCCAUGUUAAUAUCACAUGGCAUUAAGAUUAGCAAUAGUAGACUAGCUGUGAUAAUUUUUGGUAUAGUUACAUUAAUCUUAGGCAUAGUUUUAUCAUCCAUACCAUGGUUGGAUUACUUUAUACUAAAGAAUUUAAGGCUGUGGAAUGACACUUUAAGCUAUCACUAUUGGCAGAGACCCGGAGUUAUACGGCUAACCAAGGUAUACAUCUACAAUGUAACCAAUCCGGAUGGAUUUCUCAACGGCGAGAAGCCCAAGCUGCAGGAAGUGGGUCCAUUUGUCUACAGAGAAGACAUGGAGAAGGUGAAUGUUAAAUUCCAUGAGAACAAUUACACGGUGUCAUAUCAGCAUAAGAAAAUCUUACAAUUUGUUCCUGAACUGAGUAUUGAUAAGAACACGCCCAUAGUAACGCCCAAUAUACCAAUGCUGACCCUGACUAGUUUGAGUCCCAAGUUGGGGUAUCUGCUGUCCAGAACAAUAUCCUUUGUGCUAACUGCCGCCAAGUUUAAGCCCUUUAUAAACGUGACAGCUGAUCAACUGGUUUUUGGCUAUGACGAUGCGUUAGUUAGCCUGGCACAUAGAUUCUAUCCAAAGCAUAUGAGACCCAUGGAAAAGAUGGGAUUACUUAUAGCUCGCAAUGGCACUCUGACGGAAGUGUCCAGCAUUAAAACCGGGUAUCGGGGCAUGGACCAAUUUGGCUAUAUUGAUUCCCUCAAUGGCAUGGAUCAUUUGCCGCACUGGAAUGAGGGUCCCUGCACGAGUAUUGCCGGCUCCGAGGGAUCCUUCUUUCCGCCACGUGACAUUACCAAAUCGGAUACGGUACAAAUCUACGACAAGGAUCUGUGCCGCAUUAUACCCCUGAAAUAUGUUGAGAGUGUGGAGAAAGAUGGUCUCGCCGCAGAUCUGUUUCGAUUACCCAACAAUGUGUACGGCGAUUCGACAAACAAUCCGGCGAACAAGUGCUACGACUCCGGCGACUAUGAUGCACCUAAUGGCCUCCAGAAUAUCAGUCCAUGUCAGUAUGGCGCACCCGUCUAUAUAUCAAAUCCGCAUUUCUAUGAAGCCGAUCCUGAGCUGCUCGAUGCGGUUGAAGGUCUAACGCCGCAGCGAGAGAAACAUGAAACCUACUUCAAAAUACAACCGAAACUUGGAGUGCCUCUAGAGGGCAAGGUGCGCAUUCAGCUUAACCUGAAGGUCACUCGCGCCAAGGACGUUCAUCCGGUGCGUGACUUUCGAGAUUUCGUGUUUCCAGUUAUGUGGCUGGAAGAGGGCAUUUCGGAGCUAACACCCGCCAUUAAACGCUGGCUCUACCUGGCCACUGUGAUUGCUCCGCAUGCGGUGCCCAUUGGAUCUUACCUGAUGAUCGUGGGUGGAGCAUCGGCAGUUAUAUUCAGCUUUAUUCGUGCCUAUCAAAACAUUGUGUUUGGCCGCGAUCCAAGUCUGGAAAUUCUCGAGAUGGGGCGACGUUCGCUGCGACGCGGCAGCAGCUUUAUUGCCCAUCAGCAGCACAAGCUGCUCCUACAUCAUCGGGACAGCUACUCACUGCUCCGCACAAUGCCACAUGCCAUGACCGCCUGCCUCGAUCCCGAUCUCGAGAGUAACAGCGACGAUGUUCAACCGAUUAUUGAUUGUACAACGCCCAGUCAGGAAGCAUAGUACAAGAUUUCUGCGUGUGCGAGUGUGCGAUUCAGUAGGUGUGUGUGUCUGUGUGUGAUUACACUAUGUAACAGCCAGAUUGUAAAUAAACCCACUUCUUGGUUACCAAUGGAGCCCUAGAUGAGAAAAAACACCUGAAAACAAUUUUGUACUGUAACAUUCUCAAGCAAGGUAUAAAUGCAAAUUUACCUUUAAACAAAAAAAAAAAGAAAAAUAGGUUUUAAACUUUCUUAAACAAUGUCUCACCAUAGAAAAAUUUGUCAUUUGUGGUCCGAUAGACUUUUUUUAUUUCAAAAUUUUAUUUGUGUAGGGGUCCUUCUAAAUUAUUUUUAAAGCAAUUGACCUAAAUGUUUAUUAAUGGUUGAUUUGAUUUUAAUGAGUUUAACAUUCUCAAGUAAUGAUAACAAAUUCAGGCUCACCAAUAUAAAAAAGAUAGAUACUUAAAAAACCAUACAAAUUUUUGAAAGUGUUUUUUUUUUUACCUGUGGUCCGAUAUGCUUAAAAAAAAGUGAAUUCGGUAAAAGUUACAAGAAAAAAAUGAAAUUUACUUGCCUAGUGUUAUCCCUGAGUGUUAGUGUUUGUGAAAUUCACUAUGGCUUAGGCUUAGUCGUAUUGUGGCCAAUAUCGUGGCAUAGUGGGUGAAGUACUUACCCAAAAAAAAGAUUUCGAUGUUACAGGGUUUUUAUUCAUUUCAUUUGCACAUCUUAACCAAUUUGAUUUCAUAAUUCAUUUUCUUGCAACCAAAAGCCAAAUCGGGUUUGCUAGUUAUAUACUAUACAUAGAUAUAUGAAGAUAUAUAUAUAUAUAUAUAUUUAUAGUUAUGAUAUGUAAUUUGUAAUUGUUAAAGCUACAAAUUCACUAGUCAUUUUUACAAUGUGAAAAAUGCGAGCUCGUUUCUAGUUCUACUUAGCUAGUUAGGUAUUCUAAUUAAUUAAUUAAACUAAGUUACAUUUAAUUAAUAAAUAUUUAAUGAUAUAGGCAGCGGAUGUUUUAAAGUUUAUACGAUUUUUUGUAUAUGAAAUAAAUCAAAUAUUAUUUUACAUA